Messenger RNA from Ceratitis capitata (Mediterranean fruit fly), 1561 nucleotides. RefSeq names its product ras-related protein Rab-27A (gene Rab27). The record is from RefSeq and is a predicted model, not a curated record. Gene Ontology annotation, biological process: positive regulation of exocytosis; melanosome transport. Gene Ontology annotation, molecular function: GTPase activity; GTP binding. Bases 551 to 1276 code for a protein of 241 amino acids. Gene Ontology annotation, cellular component: secretory granule; melanosome. The transcript is spliced from 3 exons. NCBI's taxonomy places the organism in Eukaryota, Metazoa, Arthropoda, Insecta, Diptera, Tephritidae.
GUUAAAUCGAAAUACAAAUCAACAAACUCGUAAAAUCAAAGAAAUCAAAUAAUAAGCCCAACGACACCAGAGGCGAUAUCCGCAUAACGUAUGGAAUAUGCCAAGUCAUGAUUGGGAAGCGUCGAGAUUUAAAAUUGUUCAGCUACAGAAAAAAUAAUUAUUCAACAGCUGAAAUUUAGUAAUUAUGGAAUUUUAAAACUUAAUUGUUGAGAGAAGUAAAAAUCGUGCUUUUGAUGCUAAGAAGUGAGUCUGAGAGAUCAAAGGUGCUGGAAUGAAAAUUUAAGAUUGUGACACAAUCGGCGAGAGCGUGCAUUCAAUUCAUAAUUUGUUUUACAACGACAAUUUGAAUAAUGCCAAGAAAGUAUAGCACAUUUCCAGCGAAUAUUAAAUGCCAUUUGCACAUAAUUGGAUUAUUUGUGCUUUAAUAUAGAAAAGGCAGAUAUUUGAAGUAAAUUAAUUUGGUUCAUUGGAAAACGAGGAUCUGUAUGAAACACAAAUAACUGACUUCCUUAACUGUUGGGCCAUUAGUAAACAAAGUAAAUUAAAGAGAAUGGCAGUGGCAAAUAUUGAUUAUGAUUUUUUGAUGAAAUUUCUUGCACUCGGCGAUUCUGGUGUGGGUAAAACCAGCUUCCUAUAUCAAUACACAGAUGGACAAUUUCACUCACAAUUUAUAUCCACUGUGGGUAUUGACUUCCGGGAAAAGCGUUUGAUCUAUACAUAUCGUGGACGCAAUCAUCGCAUACAUCUGCAACUUUGGGAUACUGCCGGACAGGAACGUUUUCGUUCAUUGACCACUGCCUUCUAUCGUGAUGCGAUGGGCUUUCUACUCAUCUUCGAUUUGACCAACGAGAAAUCCUUCCUUGAAAUCAGUAAUUGGUUAGAACAGUUGCGAAUGCACGCUUACUCAGAAGAUCCUGAUGUGGUAUUAUGUGGCAACAAGUGCGAUCUCGAUGCUGUGCGUGCGGUUAGUCAUGAACAAGUGCGUGCUCUAUCCCACCGCUAUGCAUUACCGUAUAUUGAGACCAGCGCUUGCACUGGUUACAAUAUCAGGCAAGCAGUGGAAAUGCUUGUGGAGCGUGUUAUGUUGCGUAUGGAGAAUGUAGCAACAAAUGCAGAACUAACGCGAUUGAUGACACAAACACGUUGUAUGCCCAAUAUAGGUUUCCCGGGCGGUGGCGGUGGUGGUGGUGUUGGCGGUGGCAAUAUAGUGCGCUUAGGUUGUAAAGAUAUGGAGUUGACUGAGGAACAACAACAGAGUCGAAAUUGCAAAUGUUAAAUAAAGAAUUUUCAUCUCUACAAUUUAACUGAAUACUCUACGCAUAAUUGCUGUUUGGUACAAUAAUUUUUAAAUUUAUUUAUAUAUAUGUGUGUGUGCAAAAGUUGUAUGGUUUUGGAAAACUGCUUUUUCUAAAAAAAAAAACAAAAAUAAAAAUAAAACACAGAUGCCAAUGUUAUUACAAAUUUAAUGAUUACAAAAAUUACUGCUCAAUUACUGUAAUAGUCGCUGAAACUUAUAUGUAAUUGUAUAUAUGUAUUCUUAAAUGUAAACAAUUAUAUUUGU